GGGGCUACUGCUGACGCGGCCCCAAAGCCUGCCCCGUCCAAGAAAAAGAGACCGGCCACUGACGGCCAGAAAAAGUUGACCGAGGCCGGCGUGAGCGUCUCUAAGAAGACGAAGAGGGCCCCUUCCCCUUCUCCGGCUAGUGAGGCCGGUACGCUUACUGUCCCCAGCGUGGGCGAUGGUGGUCCCGUCGUGGACCUUACUGUUGCUGGUGAUGCCGCCCCGGCGCUGCCUCUCGUCCAGGAGCCACGGACGCAGAGGGCCGGCAAGGAGACCGCCGGUGACACCUAUCAGAAAGUGAUAGAGUACCCCGUCGGCGGGGGCGUGUUUAAUGAGCUCGUCCCCGGUCACACCGUCCUGGCCAAGGCCAUGCCGGCCAAAGAUCGGGCUCAUUUGAAGAAGAUCGAGGACCCGAAGAUUUAUGAGGGCGGCAUGGAUCUCCUCGUCCAAAGUGCCUUCAUGCUUAUGGAAAGCCACAAGAGGCAGUACUGGGAGAUUGCCCGCCUGCAAGCGCUGGAGCAGAAGGCCACCUCGGCCGACGAGGUGGUAGCUUGCCUUGACCGGCUUCGGGAGGAUGCCAAGGCGCUGCAGGCCAAAGCUGAUGAGGCCGUUGCGGCCAGGGACGUUGCCCUGGUCCAGCUCGAAGAGAGCAAAAGGGAGCUCGCAGAGUCCCGGAGAGCGCUUGAGGCCGAGAAGCGCAGGAGCGAGGAGGCCGCCAAGGCGAAAGCUGAGGCCGAGGCCGCCGUCGUGAAGGCUGCCGAUGAGGCUGUUGAGAAGUUCUUGGCCGAAGGGUGGAAGGCCGAUGAGAGGCUCCCUUGGUGCUACGAGGUGGUGGCCGCCAGGCUGGAGAAUUGGGG
Molecule: messenger RNA, 854 nt
Organism: Cuscuta europaea
Lineage: Eukaryota; Viridiplantae; Streptophyta; Magnoliopsida; Solanales; Convolvulaceae
Source: the annotation of a GenBank genome assembly